UGAUGUCAUUUAUGUCACGAAUUUCUCCUUGUUAAUUUCAAGAAUGAGUAAUACAAGUUGUGUUUUUGCUGCUCGUCAUUCUUUUCAGAAGGUCUGAGUUCACACUGACUAGUGAGGAGUUGUUAACUUUGUUUAAUAGUGGAGUACGGCAGGAAAAAACAUCGUUUUAACUUUUAUUAUUAAAUUAUUUUAUCGAAUUAGAAAAGCAAGUCCUCUGUGCUCUGCACAGCACAGCACCAGCGGAACUGUUGUUAACACACACCACCCACAAACACACAGUCACCAAAAUAGGACAUCAAAGACGCUCUUGUCAUGGCGACAGGUUCGGGGGCUCAGUAUGCUUCAAUCGUGAAGAGCAGUUUAGCAUCCGCCAGGCCUACGUAUCAGAAGCCUGAAGAAACGCAGCGUGAUGUCAUGCAAGUCUUUGCAUCCUUCAAGGAUCUCAGACCGAGGAUGGACUCAUAUGUUUUCAACGAUGGACAGAACAAGAAUCUCCUUUGCAUUGAUGGAACGAUCCCAGUUUACUACAAAGGUAUCAGUUAUAACAUUCCCAUCUGUAUUUGGGUGAUGGACACACAUCCUUACAACCCCCCGCUGUGCUUCGUCAAACCGACAAAAGAAAUGAUGAUCAAGCCAUCCAAGUUUGUGGACCCGAAUGGGAAGGUGUACCUGCCCUACCUACACGACUGGAAAUAUCCAUCUUCAGAUCUGGUUGGUUUGAUUCAAGUCAUGGCGGCCGUAUUUGGCGAUUGUUCCCCGGUGUUCAGUCGUGCUGCUGCACAGAGCAACCCAGCGAGGACGAGCUACCCGCCCGCAGGGCACCAGCCAGCUGCAUCCCAACCACCAUACCCUGCAGGUGGUGGUUACAACAUGCCCAUGCCGAUGCCUACACCCCAAGGCAGCAGCCAGCCGGGCUUUAACGCAAACUACCCCCCUUCAUCCUCCUAUCAACCCCCCGCCCAGUACCCCGGUAGCUACCCCAACGCUGGGCAAUACCAAGGGUCAUCACAGCCACCCUCGUACCCCUACCCACCCUCCCAGCCACCCCAAGGGGGCCAGGCUUAUCCUACCACAUCUGACCUACCAACUGGAACGAGUCAUAAAAACUCUGAAAUAUCUGAAGAUGAUAUUAAGGCUUCGAUCCGGUCGGCUGUCGAGGAUAAACUGAAACGACGGCUCCAAGAUACGUAUGAUGGUCUACAGGCUGAAAUUGACUCCCUGGCUGUCACAAAGGAAAAACUGAAGACUGGUCAGCAAAAGCUGGAAGAUAUUAUCAGUAAACUGGAAACAGAGCAGGUGGAUCUUGAGAAGGACAUCCAUUUAUUAAAACAAAAAGAUGAAGAAAUCAGGCUAGCCUUAAGUAAAUUGGAUGGGCAAGACCAAAUGGAUAUAGACGAAGCAAUCAUACCAACAACUCCACUGUACAAACAGUUGCUUAAUCUCUUUGCUGAGGAGAUGACAAUUGAAGACACUUAUUAUUAUCUCAUGGAAGCCCUAAGGAAGAACACUAUAGAAUUGGAAGCCUUCUUGAAGCAUGUCCGAGAGCUUUCUCGGAAGCAGUUCCUACUACGGGCACACAUUCAGAAGGUACGGCAAACGGCUGGAUUGCGAGACCUAGUCAUGUGAACAAGAAGCAGGUAAUAAAAGAUGAAAAAAACAGCACUUUGGAUCAAUGAAAAAAACACUUUGGUGAAUAAAGGGUCUGUAUACGUUUGGUAAUGACUCUGCACAUUAGUGCCAAUAAAAAAACUUACUUGGGAAGAGGUAAAACGGCAUUAUAUAGUAUGAUGUAUUUUUGAGAAACUUUUCACUUCGAAGUACUGCAGUUGAGGGAAAAGAUUUCCCUUUUUUAUCUCCCAAGGAGCGUUACAGACAAUAGUGUUUCUCAGAUGGUGUAUUCCAAUUGCAGAUGAUAAUAAUAAUAAUAAUAAUAAUAAUAAUAAUAAGACUUGUAAUGCGCAUGUAUC
Molecule: messenger RNA, 1967 nt
Organism: Asterias rubens (European starfish)
Lineage: Eukaryota; Metazoa; Echinodermata; Asteroidea; Forcipulatida; Asteriidae
Product: tumor susceptibility gene 101 protein-like
Exons: 12
Coding region: 313-1626 (437 amino acids)
Biological process (GO): endosome to lysosome transport; protein modification process; protein transport
Cellular component (GO): ESCRT I complex
Molecular function (GO): ubiquitin binding
Source: RefSeq, a predicted model, not a curated record